AUGUCUCUGGAAUUUGAAGCUUUGAACAUUCUUAUCGUGGGUGCUGGACUCGGUGGUCUGUUUGCAUCCUUGGCUCUGCGGCAAGAUGGACACAGAGCUGGUGCGGGUAUCCGCAUCCCACCCAACAGCACUCGUCUUCUCCGCCGAUGGGGGAUCGAUUUUGACAAAAUGCGAAAAUGCCUUUGCCGAGGAUACCAUUUCCUGCGCUGGGAAGACGGCUCGACAAUAACGAAGAUCGAAUUCGAGGACUUGGUCCCACGUCAUGGUGAACCAUAUUACCUGGUUCAUCGAGCCGAUUUGCAUGCAUCAUUACUAGGGGCCGCAAUCGAAGCUGGAGUGGUCGUUCAUAAGAAUCGACAUGUGACCUCCUACGACUUCAACGUCCCAAUGGCUAUCACGGCAGAAACCGAGAAAUGGAUGGCUGAUCUCAUCAUCUGUGCGGACGGUAUCAAGUCCACUGCUCGACCUCUCCUAACAAGUCAGCCAGACUGUCCUCGAGACACUGGAGACGUCGCAUAUCGGAUCCUCGUACCUGGUCAGGAUCUUCUGGCCGACCCGGAUCUCGCUGGUCUUAUUACGCACCCGGCAACAACGUCGUGGUGCGGGCCAGAUGCCCACCUCGUCGGAUAUCCCAUACGGGAUGGUGAGCUGUACAACAUAGUAGUGUGUGCGACAUCGAAAGGAGAGACGACAGACGAGACUUGGGUGGUAGAGGGUGAUAACGAGGAGCUUUGCGCGCGAUUUUCCGGUUGGGAGCCGCGGGUGCAGAAAUUAUGUCGUCUGACAAAGUCCUUUAUGAAGUGGCGAUUAUGCGACCUUCCGGCCCUUUCCACGUGGAUCCAUUCGUCAGGCAAGGCUUGCCUCUUGGGAGAUUCCUGCCAUCCCAUGCUACCGUAUCUGGCGCAAGGAGCUGCUCAGGCAGCUGAGGAUGCUGCCACAAUUCGCAGGGCCCUGGCCGAGGGUACCGAUAUCACGAGUGCUUUAAAGCGUUAUGAGCGUAUCCGCAAACCUAGAGCGUCUUUAAUUCAGUCUAAGACGCGAGAGCACCAAUACAUCUUACACAUUGAUGACGGUGAGGAGCAGUGCCGGCGAGAUGAGCUUAUGCGACAGGACAGUCCGUCUAGUCCAAUAUUCUGGGGAUACGAGCUUCGCCGAGGAUGGUUAUUCAGCCACGAUGCUGAACAGAUGGAAGAGGCCACUGCAGAGCCACGUUUCAGAAGUGCUGUGCUAUAA
Messenger RNA from Aspergillus luchuensis, 1233 nucleotides. RefSeq lists its product as uncharacterized. Lineage: Eukaryota; Fungi; Ascomycota; Eurotiomycetes; Eurotiales; Aspergillaceae. The transcript has 3 exons. The record is from RefSeq and is a predicted model, not a curated record. The coding region runs from base 1 to 1233 and encodes 410 amino acids. Gene Ontology annotation, biological process: secondary metabolite biosynthetic process. Gene Ontology annotation, molecular function: FAD binding; monooxygenase activity.